GGCGAUAUGGGGCGAAUCAUCAUCAUCAGUGAGCGUUCGAUAUGCGGAGUGCAAAGAUGGCCCAAUUGAGAGGAGUUGCCAUAUGCCUGAUAGUUUCCCUCUUCGUGGGCUCGUCAAGAGCUGAGUGCUGCAAGGAUGGCGAGACAAAAGUGGAUGCGGAUGAUUGCACCAAGUAUCUGGCCUGCUGUCACGGCGAAUUUGUAUCCAAGUCCUGUGCAAGCGGAUCCUAUUGGCAUUCGGACUUGGAAGUCUGCGUCGUAGAUGAUGGCCAGUGCAAGCCGCCAACCUGUGUGGAAGGGGACAUUAAACUAAAUCCGGAGAACUGUGCCGGCUACUUACAGUGCGUUAACGGGAACAUAGUGAGCCAGAGCUGCCCGAGUGGAGACUACUUCAAUUCGACCCUGAAUCAGUGCGUUGAAGAUACUUGCGGAGUGUGCCUAAGCUGCACCGAGGGAAGCAAAAAGGCCGAUCCCAGCGAUUGCUCCAAGUUCCAGAUAUGCACUAACGGAGUGUACGUGUCUCAAUCUUGUGCCUCCGGCUAUUACUGGAAUGCAUUGAGCAAGGAGUGCGAAGAGGACAAUGGCCAGUGCAAGGGAACUGAACAGUCUUGCACUGAGAAUGAGAUUAAGGUUAAUCCUGCAGAUUGCGCCGGAUACCUGCAGUGCAUAAACGGAAAACUUGUGGCCAGGAAGUGCUCCGCUACGCAGUUCUUCAAUCCCACACUGGGGCAAUGCGAGGUCGACACACAGAAUGUGUGUAUUCCCAAAACCUGCGAUUCCGAUUGCUGCGAUGUGUCCAACAAUUCCAUAUGGCCGGUGGAGAAAAAUUGCUCCGCCUUCUACCAGUGCGUAGAUGGCAAGAAAUUUGAGCAGCGGUGCUCCAACAAUCUGCUGUACAAUUCGCAAAUAGAGCAGUGCGAUUAUCCCUGGAAUGUUGACUGCGACGAUGGAUCUCCGCCGCCAAGUGGUCCCAAUGCCGGACCCUCGGGAACUUAUUGCGAGAGCCAAGGACGAUGUGUUGGCCAGCGGGAUGGUACCAUGUUCGCCGAUGCCAGCGGAGGAUGUAGCUCCAAUUAUGUCGUCUGCCAGUGCGAGUGUGAGGUGAACUUCACUUGCUCCUCAGGACUUUUGUACAAUGCGCUGGUCAAAUCCUGCGAUUGGGCCGAUAAUGUUAAGUGCUAA
Messenger RNA from Drosophila erecta, 1181 nucleotides. Its product is annotated as peritrophin-44. Gene Ontology annotation, molecular function: chitin binding. The coding region runs from base 42 to 1181 and encodes 379 amino acids. Gene Ontology annotation, cellular component: extracellular region. The transcript has 2 exons. The record is from RefSeq and is a predicted model, not a curated record. NCBI's taxonomy places the organism in Eukaryota, Metazoa, Arthropoda, Insecta, Diptera, Drosophilidae.